AUGCAGUCACAUUUACGCAAUGACGAUGUAAAAUUAGAUACAUUGAGUGAACCCAACGCUUCUUUAAUCGGGGAGAACAUCACUCUUCCAAAAGAUAGUUUUAACUCAUACCUAUGUUAUCUUCUUUACGAAAUGGCACACUAUAAAUUAACGAUGAUUCCCUUCCUAGUAAUAGUGAUAUCAACUUUAAUGAUCGUUUUUUUUCAUAAUAUCGUCCUUUGUAAUGUUGUUUUUGGUCUGUUAAUUUUUGCCUUCUUUUUUGUUUCAAUGGGUGCGCUGAUUGCCUUCAAUGAGAGUUUCUCUGAUGAGGAGUUCAAAAUUAAGCUUUUGUUGGAGGUUAUCACACGCAAGCCAGCGGUGAAGGGGAAAGAAUGGAGAAUAAUCACGUAUAAUAUGAACCAAUAUUUGUUUGAUAAUGGACUAUGGAAUACUCCGUACUAUUUUUAUUGCGAUCAAAGUUGCUAUGGCUUCUUUAGACACCUUAUCAAAGGGAAAAAUCCGGGUGCAAAUUCAAGUUCUUCCGCCAACGACGUUGAAAAUACACAGUCAGACGCACCAGCAACCGAGCCUUCGAAUGAGGUAACAAAAUCUUAUAGUUUCAGUGCUGACCCAAUCUUAGAAGCUUAUUACCUCAAAGCAGCAGAAGCAGAAAAACAGGCGCAGCGUGAAUACUGGAGAAAGCAAUAUCCUGAUGCUGAUAUACCCUGA
This is a messenger RNA of Saccharomyces kudriavzevii IFO 1802, 708 nucleotides long. It is a transcript of the gene DFP3, whose product is annotated as DUP240 family protein. The record is from RefSeq and is a predicted model, not a curated record. Bases 1 to 708 code for a protein of 235 amino acids. The transcript has a single exon. Lineage: Eukaryota; Fungi; Ascomycota; Saccharomycetes; Saccharomycetales; Saccharomycetaceae.